UAUUCAUAAGAGAGAUUCCAACAAGAGCUAGUGUGAAGCUCAAAAGUCAGUUCUUAAGUGUGCCAGUAGGAGCUAGUGUGCAAAUGCUGUAUUAUUUCAAUGUCACAAACCCCCAAUCUCAGCACCAGCUGCGGCUUUCAGUGAGAUGCUGAAAUACGGAGAACAGAAUCCAGUCACACAACAUUAUUUUUCUGAAAUCACCUCUGUUCCCUGCUAUCCCUUAGGUCAUGUGUAUCAAAAUUACUGUAUCAACCUGCCCUUUGCUUCUAGUAGGACAUCCAAAGAUCAACUCAGCCUUAUUUCUCAAAUAGUAUGGUAGUAAAACAAUGUUAUGAAAUAGGACACAGAGAAGUUUAUAAAAUUAGAGUUCCCCUGAAAUUCUCAAGGAAGAAGAAGAAAAAAAAAAAAGACCACAAGGCUUUCUUUUGGAAGCCACAUCCCCUCUUGCUUUAAGAUGUUAAGCUCUUGAUGACAAAGAAACCAAACCCACUUACUUUAGCAAUACAUCUAAACCAAAUCAGUCAUACGUUGAUUUUAACCAAACCUGACAAUAAGGCAAUUGAGUAACUUUCUAAACUACCAGAGCAGCAGGAUUACCUUCCAGCAUAAACUGGCUUUAAUUAGCACUUCAAAAAUCAACAGUGCAGGCUUCUGCCCAUUUAGAUGAUAUCUAUGUAAAAUCAGCAGUCUAACACUGGCUCUCAUACACAUUAAAAAUCAUCACUCUGUUAGCCCAACUCACUGUUCAGAUGGGUCUUCUUGAAUGCAGCCUUUAUUACAAUCUCACUGCUGUUUCCUACAAUGAAGGAAUAUCAUGUUUUUAAGUCGGGAGCUCUUGUUUCUUGCUUUAUUGUAAUCAGGCGGGUCUUACAAAGACCCCAACACUAUUACAAAGCAUGAUGCUAAACAGUAAAGCUUCUGGAAAACCCAAACAAAAGACACGUCACUGGGUGACGUCAGCCUAUAUACAGUUCUGUGUGGUCGCAGCACAUAAGCAAAUCCAUUCUUGUGCCGUUUCUCGGAAAAGCUUUUCAGUAAAUGCACUCAUGCUGCUCCAGGAGCUCUUCUCUGCAACAAGCCGCCCAUCUGCCAUCAACAAGUUAAGACGAGAGAACUAACAGCUAUGGCAAGGAAAAACUGAAGCUUUGAUGACCAGCAGAAAUCAAAGAAAAGAAUUAUUAACUUAAAUUCAAAACUAAUUUUGAGGAUCAGAGCAUCACAGAAAUGAAACCAAUGCUUUCCAGAGGAAUAUCCUAAGGAAAAAACGACUCACCCUGGCAGAUUCGAUUUUACUAAGAAAGCCUGGGACACACAAAACAGGAAACUGGUCUAAGGCUCCUGUAUGUUAGAGCCUCUUACAGACUCACUGCGUUGAGUCUGACAACCUCGACUGAAUGCAGCCUCCAAUGUGCACAGAAUGGGCUUACAUUUCAAGUGGCCAUUAGGGGCCCCUAUGCUGGCAGCAAUAUAUGCAAUGAGUAUGAUUUUAAAAAUGCUGCCUGCCCUGGGUAUGGCAUGUCCACCCAAAUGCCGCUGUGAGAAGCUGCUAUUCUACUGCGACUCUCAGGGCUUCCACUCAGUGCCAAACGCCACAGACAAGGGCUCUCUGGGCCUGUCCCUGAGGCACAAUCACAUCACAGAGCUUGAAAGAGAUCAAUUUGCCAGCUUCAGUCAACUUACCUGGCUUCACUUAGAUCACAAUCAAAUUUCAACAGUAAAAGAAGAUGCUUUUCAAGGACUGUAUAAACUUAAAGAAUUAAUCUUAAGUUCCAACAAAAUAUUUUACUUGCCAAACACAACUUUUACCCAACUGAUUAACCUGCAAAAUUUGGACCUGUCUUUUAAUCAGCUGUCAUCUCUGCACCCAGAGCUCUUCUAUGGUCUUCGGAAGCUGCAGACCUUGCAUUUGCGUUCCAACUCCCUGCGGACUAUCCCAGUACGUCUGUUCUGGGACUGUCGUAGUCUGGAGUUUCUGGAUUUGAGCACAAACCGUUUGCGAAGUUUGGCUCGAAAUGGAUUUGCAGGAUUAAUCAAACUGAGAGAGCUUCAUCUAGAGCACAACCAGCUGACGAAGAUUAAUUUUGCUCAUUUCCUCCGGCUAAGCAGUCUGCACACACUCUUCUUACAAUGGAACAAAAUUAGCAACUUGACAUGUGGGAUGGAGUGGACCUGGAGCACUUUAGAAAAGCUAGACCUGACUGGAAAUGAAAUCAAAGCCAUCGAUUUGACAGUGUUUGAAACAAUGCCUAAUCUUAAAAUACUCCUCAUGGAUAACAACAAAUUAAACAGUCUUGAUUCCCAGAUCUUAAACUCCCUGAGAUCCCUCACGACUGUUGGCCUCUCCGGAAAUCUGUGGGAAUGCAGCCCCCGAAUAUGUGCUCUUGCCUCCUGGCUGGGCAGCUUCCAAGGUCGGUGGGAGCAUUCUAUCCUAUGCCACAGCCCUGACCACACCCAAGGAGAGGAUAUUCUAGAUGCAGUCCAUGGAUUUCAGCUCUGCUGGAAUUUAUCAACCACGGUCACUGCCAUGGCUACCACUUACAGAGACCCAACCACUGAAUAUACAAAAAGAAUAAGCUCAUCAAGUUACCAUGUGGGAGACAAAGAAAUCCCAACUACUGCAGGCAUAGCAGUUACAACAGAAGAACACUUUCCCGAACCAGACAAUGCCAUCUUUACUCAGCGGGUAAUUACAGGAACAAUGGCAUUAUUGUUUUCUUUCUUUUUUAUUAUUUUUAUAGUGUUCAUCUCCAGGAAGUGCUGCCCUCCCACUUUAAGAAGAAUUAGGCAAUGCUCAAUGAUUCAGAACCACAGGCAGCUCCGAUCCCAAACACGACUCCAUAUGUCAAACAUGUCAGACCAAGGACCGUAUAAUGAGUAUGAACCCACGCAUGAAGGACCCUUCAUCAUCAUUAAUGGUUAUGGACAGUGCAAGUGUCAGCAGCUGCCAUACAAAGAAUGUGAAGUAUAAUAUCUACCCAUCAUCAAAAUUCACAUCAGAUAAGUAACCUAUUUUACAUAGUAGGGACUAAAUAGAGAUCUAAUUUUUACCAAUGCUGACAUUAAGCCUAAUUUUCCAAAUCAAGUGGAGACUUAGUUUUUCGGGUGUUGAAGUAUUUUUAAUUUUUUAAUGAAACCAUAUUAAGUGUUAAAUGAAGCGAUACUCAUAUUAAUUUGCACUCUUAAGUCUAAAAAUGCUUACUUCAGAAUAAGGCAUUUCAUGUAUAUAAUUAUAUACUAUUAUGUGUAAACAUUUACACUGAGGUCUCUAUAUACUUUUUUUUUCCUACUGAAAAAAACAGUUUGGAAAGAAGCUAUUGGGCAGAAAUAGAUAUGGAUCAAUACCUGUUUGAUCCUUGCCCUACAUCCUAUGUACCACACUGGCUUGCUGCUUAAAAAGAGAUAGCAAAGUUCUGUUUUAUGAUACUUUGAUUAUUUACUCAAAGCGAUAAUCUAUUGCCACUGUGAGAAGUAGACUUACACAUAUGCUGAAGAAUGGUAAAUAUUAAACACUAUUCUUGCAGAGUUUUUGCCUGGGUUAGUAGACAUUAUGAAAGUCCACACCAUGAAAUCAGAACCCUUUACGUAACUCUAAUAAGCUGAAUGACUCUUUAAUAUAUUUAAAUAAUGAAUCCAAGUGAUUGUAAAAAGGUCUUAUUACAAUGAAAUCAAUACUAAAUAAUGACACUGACUUCUUGUCUUGUAUCUCUAGCUUGACUUGUAAAGGAAAUGUUGAUUUUUGUGGCAUUUAGACUUAUUUUAAACUAGUAUUAAAUUGCCUUUUUACUAAUUAACUUACUAAAUCCUAUAUUUACAUGUGGAAAAAAUAGAAAUUAUUUGGAAAAGAAGAGAUAAACUGAGUUAAUUUAACAAUUCUGAUCAUGUUCCCUCUGGUUUGGAAAAAAAAAAGAGAAAUCCCUCCCUAUGAUUAAGAUGCCUUGACAAAGGGUUAAGCCUCUUCCUUCUGUCAAUUUCUGAUUUUUAAAUCUUUAAAACUUAAAAAGCCAAAUUAAAAAUAAUUGGCUACCAACAGGAAUAGCACCAAUUCUUAUUGUAUUAUAAAGGAACUAUGGAGAAAAUUACUUUCUAAAAUAAAUAUUCUAUGCUAAAAUUUGUCCUUUAGAUGAAGAUACACACUCACAUUGUGUGGUUUCUUCCAAGACAGGACCAACACAUUACUGAGAUGAAUUUUAUGGUACAAUACUAGACAUGCCUAUGCAGCCACACAGCAGUAAUUGCAAGACAGCACAGAGGUGAGGGAAUGAAAAGGGAAAAAAAAAAAGAUUUUGAAACCUGACUCUCAGGUGAACUGAAGUUACUAGCCAAGAAAGACUACAUAUAAUCUGUACAAAAUGAACAAGGCCCAGGGACCUACACUGGAAAGGAAAAGGAGGGAAGCUCUCUAGUGUAAAUAUAAAUAAUCUGCAAUAACAAUAACGAUGCCAUUUUUCAUGCAGGACAGAACUGCAAAUAUUCAAUUUGAUUUCUAGGGGGAAACCUAUGGGUUAUUUAGGAUUUAGAUGCAAGUUACCAAUCCACACAGAAUUUUUCCAUAAAGAAGGUUCAGUUUACGUGGAAACAUUGUAAAGCAGAGCACUAAUUUGACUUUAGAAAAACAAGCAUUUUUACAGCUGUCACUUACCAUAUAUGAAAAAGUCAUAAAAUCUUAAGAGAAAAUCACUGUCAUAGAAGAGACAUCUUUUCCUUAACAUGUACAUUAAAAUUAUGUACAUUACGUACAUUAUCCUUAUUCAAGACAUAUUUUUCCCAGCAUUACACUGAAAACAUGUUACAA
This is a messenger RNA of Castor canadensis (American beaver), 4792 nucleotides long. It is a transcript of the gene Lrrtm2, whose product is annotated as leucine rich repeat transmembrane neuronal 2. Lineage: Eukaryota; Metazoa; Chordata; Mammalia; Rodentia; Castoridae. The record is from RefSeq and is a predicted model, not a curated record. Gene Ontology annotation, molecular function: protein binding.